CCUUGUUUUUUAUUUUCCAGAACAACUUCAAAAGCAUAUCCUCAGUCUCCAAAGAUGGCAAAGCCACCAUACUUAGGAUCUCCUGUGAAAUACCGCUUUCCCCCCAUUCCCAGUCAAGAAACACCCAAGAAGAAAGCAGAAAAAGAGAAGAGCAAUAAAGAAAGGGAGGGUGCCUCUGGUCAGCGGGAUAACUGGGCCUGUGGUAAAGAGGAAAUUCCAGAGAAGCACAUGGCUGACAAGCAUGCCACUGAAAAGCACUCCACCGAGAAGCACACUGGAGGAGGGAAAGCUGAGAGCAGUGCAGCCUUGGGGAAGCCCACAGCAGGCACCACUGAUGCAGGAGAAGCUGCAAAGAUUCUGGCUGAAAAGAGACGCCAGGCUCGACUGCAGAAGGAACAAGAAGAGCAAGAACGACUGGAAAAGAAAGAACAGGAGAGGUACGAAAGAGAGGAAUUGAAAAGAAAGGCAGAGGAAGAAAGGCUGUGCCUAGAAGGAGAAGUUUACAAGCAAAAAGAAGAAAAGAAGCAGCUGGAAGAAGAAGAGAAAAGAAAAGCAGGAGAGGAGUCCAUGCGAAAGGCUAAGGAGGAGUUGUUGAAAGAAAAGCAAGAAAAAGAAAAGCAAGAAAAAGCCAUGAUUGAAAAGCAGAGAGAAGCAGCAGAAGCAAAGGCUCAGGAGGCAGCUAAACAGAUGCGUCUAGAAAGAGAACAGAUCAUGCUGCAGAUUGAGCAGGAGCGACUAGAGAGAAAGAAGAGAAUAGAUGAAAUCAUGAAGAGAACAAGGAAGAGUGAUGUGUCUCUAGAAGUCAAGAAAGAAGACCCUAAAGUGGAGAUUCAGCCUAUCAUAUAUGUGGAAAAUAAAACAAAACCAGUUGGCCCCAACAAAAUAGAAAUCAAUGGAUUGAAUACCUGCCAAGAAGUGAAUGGUGUUGAACAUGCUGCCCCAGAAACUUUUCCCCGAGACAUUUUCUCUAAUGGGCUUAAACCGGUUGGGGGACUUGUUCAUCUGGAUGCCCUUGAUGGGAAAUCAAACAGUCUGGAUGAUUCAACUGAAGAAGUUCAGUCUAUGGAUGUGAGUCCUGUUUCCAAAGAAGAGCUUAUCUCCAUCCCAGAAUUUUCACCAGUGAGUGAAAUGAUUCCUGGGGUAUCUCUGGACCAAAAUGGAACUGGUAAUGCCCGAGCACUUCAAGAUAUCUUAGAUUUCACUGGUCCCCCCACGUUCCCCAAGAGAUCCAGUGAAAAUCUCAGCCUAGAUGACUGUAACCAAAACCUUAUUGAAGGAUUUAACAGUCCUGGGCAAGAAACUACUCUGAAUACCUUCUGUUGA
Messenger RNA from Castor canadensis (American beaver), 1323 nucleotides. The record is from RefSeq and is a predicted model, not a curated record. Lineage: Eukaryota; Metazoa; Chordata; Mammalia; Rodentia; Castoridae.